AGGUAGGUGGAAGCGUGACGAAAGGGGUUGCUUAAAAAUACGACAAGGAAGUGGACGUUCAGGAGCGUCGGUUAAAUCCUAUUCAAAGGAGUAAAAAUAACAGAUUUUGUUCUAUUUUGAAGGGUGUAGUGAGUGUCGGGAGGGUUCAGUCGGUUUGGACUGACCCGGAAACCCGCUGCUAGCCGUUUUAGCUGCAUAACAGCGGAUACAGCGAUGAACACAGACGUGGAAUUUCACAUCAGGCAAAAUUAUCCGUGGAACAAGCUGCCAGCCAAUGUCAAGCAGAGCCUUGGAAACUCACAGAGGGAGUAUGACAAGCAGGUCUUGCUGUACAGCAUACGAAACCAGCUGCGGUUCCGCAAUAACCUGGUCAGGCAUGUGAAGAAGGAUGAGCGGAGCUAUUAUGAGGAGCUGCUGAAGUACAGCCGUGAGCAUCUGAUGCUGUACCCAUACCAUCUGUCCGACAUCAUGGUCAAAGGGUUGCGGAUCACUCCCUUCUCCUACUACAUCAGCAUCAUGGAGGAUAUUAUGAACAGUGAGAAGAGCUACGACUCUCUGCCCAACUUCACUGCUGCUGACUGUCUGAGGCUUCUCGGCAUUGGGCGGAACCAAUACAUCGAUCUGAUGAACCAGUGCAGGUCAUCCAAAAAAUUCUUCCGUAGAAAAUCAGCAAGGGAUCUUCUGCCAGCCAAACCAGUGGAGAUCUCAGUGGAGCCGUGGUGGGUAGCGCAAACCGGCUACAUCACCGAGGACGACAUAAGGAUCUGUUCUUCAGCGGAGAAGAGGGCCAUUGAUAAGAUGAUUGAUUCCGGACCCCAGCUGGCUGGAUCAAUGGAGUACAAUGUGGUUCUGAGUCUGUAUAACAGGGGCUUUAUAUACCUUGAUGUGCCCAUAUCGGAUGACAGCUGUAUAUCAGUGCCACCUCUGGAGGGUUUCGUCAUGAACAGGGUCCAGGGCGAUUACUUCGAGACACUGUUGUACAAAAUCUUUGUGUCCAUUGAUGAGCAGACCAAUGUGUCAGAGCUGGCGAACGUACUGCAGAUUGACUUGGGCCUGGUGAAGAAUGCUGUGUCCAUGUACUGCCGACUUGGUUUUGCCAUCAAGAAAGGUCAGGUGAUCAGCCCCGACCAGCUGCACCCGUCAUGGAAAAGCGCUCCCUCUGUCAACAGACUAAAGGGCACUAUGGACCCUCAGAAGAUGCUGCUGUCCUGGGAGGGGGGCAGUCCAGUAAUGGAGGCUGGUUCCUCCGCUACUGACACAGACACCACCAGUUUGGAGGACCAAGACACCGUGAGUGUGAGUAGUUUAAGUAUUCCUGCGGCCCCUACAAAGAGAAUCGCCUUCCUGUUUGAUUCCACCCUCACAGCCUUCCUCAUGAUGGGCAACCUUUCCCCCAAUUUAAAGAGCCAUGCAGUGACCAUGUUUGAGGUGGGGAAGCUGUCAGAUGAGACCCUGGACAGUUUUUUGAUGGAACUGGAAAAGGUGGAGAGCACUGCUGAAGGAGAAGCUCAGAGGUAUUUUGAUCAUGCACUUACCCUCAGGAACACAAUACUCUUUCUGCGCUACAACAAAGAGCUCACUCCUGAUCAGGGCCCUGACAUACCAAAUAUAGGCCUGCCUUUGGACCUCCUCCGAUGUGAGAGUCUGCUGGGAUUGGAUCCUGCCACCUGCAGCCGGGUGCUCAACAAGAACUACAAGCUGCUGGUUUCCAUGGCACCACUAAGCAACGAGAUCCGGCCAAUCAGCAGCUGUACACCUCAGCACAUUGGGCCAGCAAUCCCUGAGGUCAGUUCCAUUUGGUUUAAGCUGUAUUUGUACCAUGUGACUGGCCAGGGCCCUCCCUCUCUGCUGCUGUCCAAGGGCUCUAGACUACGGAAACUACCAGACAUUUUCCAGGCCUACGAUCGGCUCCUCAUCACGUCCUGGGGUCAUGACCCUGGUGUGGUGCCCACAUCAAAUGUCCUGACUAUGCUGAACGAUGCCUUGACUCACUCUGCGGUGCUCAUACAGGGCCAUGGCAUGCAUGGUCAUGGGGAAACAGUUCAUAUCCCCUUCCCUUUUGACGAAGAGGACCUCAAAGGAGAAUUCUCCUAUUCCAACAUGUGUGCACACAAGGCCCUGAAGAUCCUGCGUGAAAAAGUGGAUCUGGAGCACCAAUGUGGCUACAUCACAAUGUUAAACUGCAACAACAGGAACCGCCGCAGGCCUAGUGACGCAGACGCGGCUGGAGACCCCGAAUUUGGUACAGGGUUUGAUGCCAAUGGAAGCAGCGAGUCUUUUGAGCUGGUUACUGAGGAGAACAAUGGGGACGGCAGUAAGAAGCAGGGAACAGAGGGGUCUUCCAGUGAGGACGAGUGGGUACCUUUGGAGCUGUGCUUUGGAAUGCCGCUCUUCAGCUCGGAGCUAAACCGUAAAGUGUGUCAGAGGAUUGUCUCACACAAACUCUGCAGCAAAGACAGUCUUCAGGAACUACUACAUUCCAGUCGAAAGCUGUCCUUGAAAGUUCUGAGUUUUGUCCAAUCAUUCCAAGAUUGUAGCCAUUCCGGUGACCCGGACAGUGGGGUAGCAGGGCCUCUUUGCCAGCCGCCGGCUGAGUCUGGCGUCCCCCUCCCUGCCAUAAACCUCCUCUUUAAGGACGGGCAGCUGAAGGAGUGGAGCGGGCGAACCCCGCCUUCCCUCCACCUCUCCACCAUACAGAGAGACCAGCCCACAUAAAACCACACCCUCAACCUCUCAAAAAAACAUCUACACACCAGUCACCUUCACACCCAGUCCCACUCAUCCCGAUCGAUUCUCGAGCUAGUAGUGUUACUGUCUUGGCUCUGUUUCGGUACAGCCGAGCGUAACACUCUAUGCUCAAUCAGUGAUCUGGACAUGAUCGCACCCCUCAUCAGCUGUCACUCUAUGUUGAGUUUAUUCCGUAUAGAAAUACAAAAUACUCUCACAUAAGUGUGACUUUGCUUGGAAAAGAAUAGGACAAGCCCUGUGGUUGGAUGAAGUCACCCAGGUCUCUUGUAAUAUGCCUAUUUGUACUGUCAUGUCAUGUGACCUGAUGCAUGAUGUCAUUGCACAAAAUCUCAGAAGAGCAACUUGACAAAAUGGUUUGAAUUGGUGGCCAUGAAAAUGGGGUUUUUACUUUUGCACAAAGUCUGUUGAUUUUCCUUUACGUGUUUUUUUUUUUUUUUUUUAAUCAUUAACUCUUGCUCUUUAUUUGAGAGAGAUUUAAAUUUCCUCAUACUUUUUCACUGUCAUCAUUUUUGGAUAGCCAGAGCAUAGGAGCAAAAUAUGCUUUCAAAUUCAUUUCUUGCUGUUGUAUCACCAAAGAUUCAUCUUUUUUUUUUUUUUUUUAAUUUUUAAUUUUUUUCGACAGCAAUUUUAGUGUUAUUUUGCAGCAUUAUACAGGAAUUGCUCGGUUCCCAGGAGACUGAAAUCAACUGUGUGCUUGUGUACUCGAUGGUGUGAGACCUAUUCAGCAGCCUGUUUAAGGAAUUACUCAUUUGAAUUGAGUUUACAGCUGUUUUGGAGUCCAGUGGGUAUCAUCCAAAGCCUGGCUCUCCCACAAACAUGGAAGAUCAUUCUCUGUAAUAUUCCUACCAAUCUCUUUGGUUAUAAUGUAGCGUUGCUACUAUGUUAAAUCAUGUAGCCAAUCAGGCUCCAUUUCCCUUUUCCGACUCUAUAGUCAUGGUUAUUAAUGAUUGCCAUGAGAUCUUGGUGCAGCAUGAUGAGUGUUUAGAAACCAUUGUGUGUAUUGUGCAUCGUUCUUGCACCUUCUUUCCCCACCUCCUUUCUUUCCCACGUUCCCUUUCGCUGAACUCCUAUUUGUGCCCCACGGGACCUUCUCCUUUGGAAAACCUGAACCUCGCCCAUUUCCCUGUUCCUAAUCCAUCUCAGUGUUAGAGAAGAACUUGUUAGUUUUAUAAUGUCGAUCUGCAUUUUAGGAACUCUUUGUUGUAGGGUGUUUGAUGGGACUGUGAAUAAUUCUCUUGUAAUUAAAUGGGUCUAAAAAUGACAUUCCCUCUCACACCACCCCCCUCCCAAAAAAAUGGCAUACCAAUAUGUACAAAGUAUAUGAUAAAUCUAAAUAAAUAAAAAUGGUGCAACAAUGCUCCCCCAAAAACCCAUUUACACAUGCAGUGCUUGUCUGGUGCUGUAAUUGCUACUGAAACACAAAUGCAGGGUGUCGGCAAUGGGUCAGCAGAUGAUGACGCAUAAAAAUGCAACAGUCUGAGCAAAGGUGAGAGUAUAAAAUGAGCAGGACUGAAUGUUUUUCUCUCUGUGUUUCAUCAUCUUGUGCCUGAAUAUUUUCCUUCACUGCAUUCAAAUGUAAUGUUUAUACAUGUAUGGCACCCUUCAGGUGGUAUUCUAUGAUAUACAAACUUGCCUGAAAACUACACUUUCCUGAAAUAUGUUUUUCUUUUGAAUGUAUCUCAAGUGAAGUUAUAGCAUUUAAAGAAAUCUGUUUACUCCCAAACGUGAAAAGGAAGAAAAUCACAUUUAAGGAUUCCAUUCCAAAGAAGAAGCUUUUAUUCAUCACAUAUAUAUUAUAGCACAGAGAAAUUCUUUCCUUCACAUAUCCCAGCAUCCCUGAGCAGGGACGUUAAAUGCAUUGCUUAAGGGCCCAACAGUGGCAAUUUGGCAGUGCUGGGGCUUGAACCCCAAUCUUCUGAUCAUUAACCAUAACUAUACACAUAACUAUCUAACAUGUUAAAGUUCUCAAAUUGUGACAUGGACUGUGUGAGGAAAUCACACUUAGCUAGUAAGGGUUUAGACAUCUUUAGGUAGAGUGAGUAUUUUUAGAGUUAAAGAGAGUCUAUGCAGGAUUGAAAAGUAAAUAAAAACAUUUACUCAUUGUUUUUGGCUGACAUGGUAUGGACAUGGUGAAUGAUUACUAUCUGUGUGGAGUUUCGUCUGUUCUCCUCUUGUCUGUGUAGGUUUCUUCCUGGUUCGCCAGUUUCCUCCACCUGUCCAUAAACAUACCAGUAGGUGGAUUGAUGACUUUACAUUGACCCUAGGUGUGAACGAGAGUGUGAGUGUGUGUGCAUGGUGUCCUGUAGUAGUGUCUCAUUCAGGGUAUAUAUUCCCACCUCACACCCAGUGUUCCCAGGAUAGGCUCCGGAUCCACAGUGACCCUGACCGGGUAAAAACGGUGACUGAAGAUGAAUGAACACUUAUGGUUUCUUAAAGUUGAGAUGUCAAAGUAUGUUACAUGUAGAAAAAAACAAUUUUGUCAAAGUGUUUCUUUGGCUGUUUUCCAGAAUUCAGGCUUGGUGAGAGGUUUUUUCCAGGUCGCCAUGCAUAUUUCCAACAACAUUUGACCUGACAAGUUAGGUCCUUCACAUUCUGUCAGUCAUCCUGUGAGUCACUGGUCAUGUUACACAUACCAAAAGAGGAAAUACUUUCAACAUUGUGCAAUUGUGCCUCUGUCAUGCUGCAGACACACUCACUAUAUGAGCACAUGGUCAUCUCAGUAUGGUCCUUGUAGUAUCAUUUUCUCUUGCACAUAGGCUUUGCUCAAGUCCAUGUAUUGCUCUUUGCAUACAGUCAGUAUAGCCAGGCCAUUGCAGUAAUAUGUGUACAUAGUCACGGGGAGAGUAAUCUUCAAUCUUUGUCAUUAUACCUAAUUACUAAUGUCUGUGCUAUGUAAGUAGUGGGCUGAAUCGAGGAACCACUCUAUCCCUCCUUUCCAAUAGCUUUGGGAAACAAUACUGGAUUAUUUUAUGUAAGGAACAAAACACUACUACAUAUGUUUCUACAGGAAAAUAAUCAACAAUGGAGUGUGAUGUGGUCCAGUUACUAUCACCACUCCGGAGCUGAUUAAUUUCCGAUAAUAGCACAUCCCGAAGUGUAUAAUUGCUCUUACACAGCAGCAUUUGGCAACGAUUUCAAUUUUCAUUUUACUACUGAACAACACUUUUAACCGUUUAGAGUUACAUUUAAUGUUGUGAAAUGUCCAUGAGACAAGCUAGUUCCUUUUAUCACUUUUAUUAUAAACAACAUCAUUUCCUUACCAGUCUCUCU
Molecule: messenger RNA, 6018 nt
Organism: Pangasianodon hypophthalmus (striped catfish)
Lineage: Eukaryota; Metazoa; Chordata; Actinopteri; Siluriformes; Pangasiidae
Gene: fam91a1
Product: family with sequence similarity 91 member A1
Exons: 24
Coding region: 214-2715 (833 amino acids)
Biological process (GO): intracellular protein transport
Cellular component (GO): cytoplasmic vesicle; trans-Golgi network
Source: RefSeq, a predicted model, not a curated record